Ictalurus punctatus (channel catfish) is the source of this 1982-nucleotide messenger RNA. It is a transcript of the gene nrn1a, whose product is annotated as neuritin 1a. The transcript is spliced from 3 exons. Gene Ontology annotation, biological process: neuron projection extension; nervous system development. Bases 427 to 858 code for a protein of 143 amino acids. Gene Ontology annotation, cellular component: plasma membrane. Lineage: Eukaryota; Metazoa; Chordata; Actinopteri; Siluriformes; Ictaluridae. The record is from RefSeq and is a predicted model, not a curated record.
GCCUUGUCUAGCAAAUGAGAAAACGAAAAAGCGGGGAGUCCGACGGGGGACAUUUACGUCAACCACGCCAUGUGGGCGUGAAGCACCAGAGUGUGAGAGUAAGAGAGAGAGAAAGAGAGAGAGAGAGAAAGAGAGAGAGAGAGAGAGAGAGAGAGAGAGAGAGAGAGAGAGAGAUUACCGCACUCCUUUAACGGGGUGCACCAUUUCACUCCGCUCCACUGUGCGCGUAAAAAAGGCAACGGGCACCAAAAAAAGAGAGAUAAGAGACGGGGAGUAAGAAAUCUAGAGAGAAACAGAAAGAGAGAGAGAGAGUCCUUGAAUUGCCACCCGAAGAAAUCGGCUAUGUCCAGCGCUCAGUUUUUGCAAUCUUUUUCUUGUACAACUAUCUAAAGGGUGGCACAAUCUCAUGGUUUUACCUCCCGUAGGAUGGGAUUAACUCUGUCCGGAAGAUACGUCUCACUGGUGCUGGCUGUUCAAAUAGCAUAUUUGCUCCAGACGGUUGGAGCGGCGGGGAAAUGUGACACCGUGUUUAAGGGCUUCUCAAACUGCCUGCUUCAGCUGGGAGAGAACAUGGCCAGCUAUCCACAGGAGCUGGACGAGAAGGAGAACCUGCAAACCAUCUGCACAUAUUGGGACGACUUCCACUCGUGUGCCACCACAGCACUGGCGGACUGCCAGGAAGGAGCUACGGAGCUGUGGGAGAAACUUAAGAAGGAGUCCAGAAACCUGGAGUUUAAAGGCAGUUUGUUUGAACUGUGCGGUGACGGAAACGACGCGAGCAGACCAUCAUCCACUCCACCAGGGUUCACCCUGCUGCUCAGCUCCUUCUCCGCCCUGCUCACAUGGAUCCAGUUCUAGCGCCCAAAACCAAACCGAGAAGAUCCACACAAAGACAUUUUUAGCUCACAUGAAAAGAAAAAUACGGGAAACCUUGGGUGGGGGGGUGGGGAGAAGAAACCAACAAACGAGUGCUCUAUCACCACGACCAUACGAAGAUAAAUAAAUAAUAGCUUAAAAAAAUUAUGAUCAGAAAUCAUCUUCAGCCAAAAUGGAUUUAUUACAGCGCUUCAUCCGGAGAAGACGACUUGAUUUUGCUGUAGACAAUAAGGCAAUAAGGCGUCUUCAGGGAAUGCUCCAUCUGCCUGACCUGGGAGUCCACUACAUCAAAUAUUUAACAGAUGUCGAUUGAAAUUCACGGUCAUUUUUUUGAUGAUCAAUUUGUGGAAUUACAUUAACGCCUGCAAAGAAGUAAUUAUUGCUGUAGGCUUGAUAAUCUAAUCUAUCAUGCAUAGAGAAAUAAAUAUCCUGACACACACACACACACACACACACACACGAGCCAAAUUACACUCAGCGUCUCUGUUUCCACUGAAAGGAGGUGUUCUGUUUUUGUCAAAUCUUUGGAUUAUUUUUAGUUGCCAAAUUUCUAACGCCACGAUAACGUUGUUGUAAUGGAGAAAUAGCCUGUGUGAUGUUUUGACCUGUAAACAGCGCUGGAUCACCACAGCAGAAAGAAGAUAUGUGGGGGAAAAAAACAAUCCAAUAAUUGAAUUAUCAUCUCUAAUAAUGGUAGAAUGAUAAUAACACCACUAAUAAUAAACCUCAGGAAUGAUUUUAGGCAUUUAAAAUGGAUAGUUCAAUCAAACAAGCUAAUGCGGCUAACAGUGAAUGAAAGCUAGUAAGCUUAUGUGCCAAUUAUCAUUAAUGUAGCUUAUUUGCAUAAUGCUGAUUGGUGGCUAUUCGCUUUUAUACACUGUUGGCAUGUUUUGACGGAAUUGUUCUUUAAUCGAUGGUAGAUUGUAUGUUCUAUAAAAGGAGAAAAUUGGGGGAGAUGUUAAAUAUGUCAAAUGUAGCGAGAAAAAAAAUGGUGAAUCUAUUUAUUUAUUUACAAAAUUUAUUUAGGGGGAGGGACAUUUAGGUUAUGAUAAAUAGUAGAGAACUAAGUGAUACGCCCAAAACCGCAUACCACCGUACUAUAUAUA